Portunus trituberculatus (swimming crab) is the source of this 5509-nucleotide messenger RNA. Its product is annotated as chorion transcription factor Cf2-like. The record is from RefSeq and is a predicted model, not a curated record. Gene Ontology annotation, molecular function: protein binding. Gene Ontology annotation, cellular component: nucleus. The transcript is spliced from 6 exons. Lineage: Eukaryota; Metazoa; Arthropoda; Malacostraca; Decapoda; Portunidae. The coding region runs from base 206 to 1546 and encodes 446 amino acids. Gene Ontology annotation, biological process: regulation of transcription by RNA polymerase II.
CACAUGAAGCGGCCUUGAGGAUACAACUCUGCUUACAGCAUUUGGCAGCUUACAUAAAACACGCCCGUGGUGUCUCGCUAGAACUGAACGUUGUCUUGCAUGAGGCAGUACAUGUGUGUAGUUACUCCGUUCGACGGACUGUUCAGACGCCUGGACAUGCCGCCGCAGCGUGUAGGGGGGCUUUAAUGGAGGCUGCCCCGCCACGAUGGCUGAUGGAUUGCUGUCACUGUCGUGGAACAAUCACAUGUCCACCUUUUCCCACAUGCUGUCAGAUGUUCGGGAUGUGGCAAGGUAUACAGACGUGACACUAGCUUGUGAUGGAAAAUUUUAUCCAGCUCAUAAACUGGUGUUAUCAACUUGUAGUGACUAUUUCCUAAAGAUGUUUGAAAUCACAUCAUGUAAACACCCAGUAAUUAUUAUCAGGGAUGUGAAGUCUAAGAACAUGGAAGCAUUACUUAAUUACAUGUAUGCUGGUGUUGUGAAUGUAAGUCAGAGUGACCUGCCACAGCUUAUCAAGGCUGCUGAGUUGUUGGAAAUCAAAGGCUUGGCUGUGGCAGAUGAACCUCCCAGUGACAGCAAAAGACCAGCACAGACCAUAGACACUCCUGUGGAUCGCAGCAGCCCAAACCCAAAGCGACCCAAACAAGAUGAAAAGAGGCUGCCAGAUCAGGCAGAAAUGCUCAUUAAUUCUCCUACUCCACCUCAGUCAUCUCCUCUGAGGAAAGAUGACAAUCUGGAUGAGCAAGCAAAUGCUCAUGAUGUUUAUGAAAAUGUGAACCAGAAACAAAUUCAAAGUGAACUUAAUCAAGAUAGAAAAGAUACAAGUUGCAGCAGAUCUGAGCAGCUAGACAGCGAACAUGGUUCAGACCAGUUGAUCCUCGCAAGACAGGUGGCAAGUGAGAUUGGCAUCAAGGAGGAGAAAAUUGACUUGGAAAAUGAAAAGGAGGCUGCAGACAUGGGGUAUGAAUAUGAUUCUUUGAUGACUGACCUUAUCGGGGAGGAAGGAGGAGGCCCCAAAGAACACAGUGCAUCCAUGGAACCCUUUAACCACUCCUUAAAUGAAGAGUCAUAUAGUUCUGAAGCAGGACCUUCUGGGUUGCAAGUGUGGCCAGUCCUUGGUGAAGGUGCAGAAUCAGCUGGUCAGGGUUACACUGGAGGUCUGCCCGUAGGAAAUCACUCCGGGCUGCAAUCACUUCAAAUGGAUCACAUGAUGAGGAAAGUUACUGAUGGUGAACAUACUGUGAGAGGACAAGUCUUGGGAGAAAUGAACAACUUUGCAACUCCAUACAAGAGAUAUCUCUGUUCUUUCUGUGAUUAUGCAACAAAUAAUGCUACCUGUCACAAGCGGCAUGUGCGCACUCACACUGGUGAGAAGCCUUUCCACUGCCCCUACUGCCCUGCAAAGUGCACUCGCAAAGCCACGCUGCUCGCCCACAUACAGUGUCACACAGGGGAGACGCCUCUUAUGUGUUCACAUUGUCCUUAUGUUUCAAGGCAAAAAAGUAAUCUUAAUAGACACAUUAAAAGAUAUCAUAGAAAUUUAUGAAAUGACCAGUUUAUGAUAAGUAACAUUCAGUUCAGAUUGAAGAGCCUGUGAAAUACAAUAAUCAUUUCACUGUACGUAUCACUAAUUUUAUGACUCUGAUGUAUUGCAAUACAGUAAACCCUGAGUAUAUCAAUCUAAUUUGGGGAAGACGAUAAAGGAAAAUAUUAGAAAAAAUGGCAGUUAGAUUUCUCCUCACACAGCCAACUUUGUUUGGUAAAUGAGAUGGAAGUUCGGUAUACCAAAGUAAACCUCAAAUAAUAUUAAUUUUGGUGACUCAUGGAUUGGCUCUAAAUUAUACAGCUUAUACUUUAUUUUGGUUUGAAUAAAACAACAGAUCUUAUGGAAAAAUGCUUUUACUGUGCUCAAAUAAACAAGAACACAUGUGAAAACAAAUAAUUAAAUUUAAAUACAUACUAUACAUACAUACAUAAGUACAUACUAACACAUCAACAUUCCACUUCAACUGUUGCUGUGAGACUAAGGCAUAGGCAGCAUGUGCAGGUAUGGUGUGUAUGUUCACCAACACCACCACCACCACCACCACUCACACUGUCCUUAUCUUCUUCCUACCUUCACUCACUCUCGUGCUGUUGUUGUCACUCACCAAAUGGUCUCCCUCAUAUACUGACUUUUAUUCAGUAAAUCAGAUGGAUGGUUGGUGGGCCAUAGUAUGUUUGAUAAAUACAAAAUUCUGUAUAAUAAGGUUUGAAAUAAUGAUGGUUUACUGUAUACUGAAAAUACUUUCAUAGCUUUUUCCUCACAAAGUUUCAUUGUGAAAAAUAUGUGAUAGUAAUAUUUAUCUCAAUAACAAUAAUGUUACCUCAGUAUUUUCAGUUUGACUGCUUGCGUUUGAUUGUCAGAACCUGUUAUUGGAAUAUUGCAUUUAGUUACUGUUCAUUUAUUUUAAUGCCAAAGUGAUGUAAUGGUUCAGCUGUCUAUUCAGACAUGCAGACAUAGAUACAAAUUACUGAAGUAAAAUUAGACUUCUUUAUAUACUUUUUUGGGGGGAAUAUGUCAUUCUGUUAAACAUUUCAUAAGAAGCAGCAUAUUUUUUUUAUUCAUGAUGGUGUAUGAUUUGACUUUUGUGUGUAAGGGAGUCAGCCUAAUCAGAUUGAUAUUAGGUGCCCUUAGAUUUUGAGCUUUAAAGACAGCCAUGAUGGCCAGCUCUUCAAGUUUGCACCUUGCUUUCUGGCACCCAGUGCUAAGUCUCCAACUCUACACUGUGAAGCACCUUGGGUGCUUCUUACACGGAAGCUACCAAAGGAGUGUCGGCACAUCAGACAAGUGGGGCUGUCACCCACAUCGAUUGUUGCUGGCAUAAGUGAAAGGUAAUUGGCAACCAUGCUCAAAUAGUAUGAAAUAACAAGUUAGUACAGUCUUCUGGCAGAAGAGGGAGUGUUUGCUGCCCUUUAAUUUUUUAAAUCGAUUCCAAAAUUCAAAGGAUGUUGCUUAGGAAGGAGCCAUGAAAAGGCCCUGAGAGCAGUUUUUUUUACAAAACUGCUCUCAAAGUGUCCAGAAUUCAAGUUACUCCUGCUAAGGGCUGCCUCUUUCUAAAAGAAACACCAGGAGAAUAAUUCGUAAUUUAUGUAGACCAACUGGAUCAGUUAGUACAACUCCUAACCAUUAAUAUCUUUCAAUCACUAGUCCUGUGCAUUUAACCUGAAUAGAUUAUUAGAUUUAUCAUUCAGUGAUAGCUUAAAAAAAUAACAGCAAAAGCUCAUAAGUGUGUAACCAAAAAGGGAUCUAUCACUGACUAGUAUGAAGAAACAGAAUUCAUAGUUAAAUAGGUAAUGCUCAUGUCUAACAUGAUUUUGUGAUAUCCUGUGUGUCUUUAUGAUAAUGGUAUUUGUGAAAAUCCUUUUCCAGAAAUGUCACAGCAAAAGUCUCAUUUAUUUUUAUUAAUUCACAUCAUCCAACCAUUUUUUAAUUGUCAUCUUCAUUCAUUCAUCUUACCAUUUAACAUAGUAUAAAAAAUUUUGAGACUAGGCCUACAGUAUUGGCAAACAAAUUUGAAUGUCAGGAUAUAUUGUUAUUUGUUAGAGGAUUCUAAUUAUAUGUACAUCUUUUCAUGACAUGUGAGCACUGAGUUAAGUAGCAUGUGGUGACUGCUCAUGCUUGACGAUUGCAUGAGGAGACCGUAAAAUACCAUCCAAUGCUGCUUAGGCUGACAAAGGACAUUAAUCAUUCACCAUUUCAUUAUAUUUUUAUUUGUGAUAAAACUUGCUUCUGAUUACUUUACCAUUUAUGAGUAAAGAUGUGGAUACAAAGCUUUACAGAGAAGAAAGAUCACAAACUAUUGCAUGGAGACAAGAAAAUCUAUUUAUUGCUGAAAUUGCUAGAUAUGUGAAGGUAUUAAAAUCCACCAUCUUGGUCACUGCUGAAGGAUUAUGUUCUGAUGCUAUUCCACAUCAUAAAUCUGGUUCUGGAUGGCAGAGGAAGAUUACAAAACUACUAAGAAGCUGAUGAAAAGAGGAGCAGUUGGUGAUUGUGGUCUGUUUUUCUUAAAGCAAGGAGAAACAAAGAAUGCUAUGGGAUAUAAACAAGUUGUGGAGUAUCAUUUGUUGCCUUGUUACCUCUUGUUUGAUCUUGACUUCUUCAUGCAAGAGAGUGCACUGUGCCACUGUACAAAAUCCAUGAUAGGCUGGUUCUCUGAAAACAUGAUCCAGCAGCUGGAUUGGCAAGGAAACUCCUCUCACUUGAAUCCAGUAGAACCAGUGCUUAGUGACUGGGACACUUCAUCUACUUUGAAAUUGAAAACAGCAGUUCUAGCAUGUGGGAAAGUGAUUCAACACCAGAGUACCUCUAAAGAUUUUCACAUUCCAUACCAAACAGUUUGAAACAUGGCAAGUACUGUAUUAACAUCAGACAGAGGAGGAAUUGCUAUCAGUCAUUCUGGCUGUGUUGUAAAAAAAUAAAAGAUAAAUAUCAACAUUUAUCUUUUUCUUGCUGUCACAUUGAAUGCAAGAAAAUACUUGACUUAAUUUUGGACACAAUUCCCCAUGAAAAUAUUCCUCCUGAGUAGUGAUAUAGUGCCUAUCAUAUUUCUAAAGUAUUGAUGUGUCAGAAAUGUUAUUUUGUGUUAAACUUGGUUAAAUAAUCUUAGCUCUUACUGCUGACCCAGGUGUUUACCUUGGAGUGCUCUAGUCAGUGUACCAUCAGGACAUCAGACACAUUGCAUGGAGUGUGCAUCAGACUUCAUGAAUGUAAUGCUCUAUGCUCCAAAUUUUGGUAUUCUUGAAUAUUUCUUUUUGGCAGAUCUGAUUCUUGUUUCCACUCCAGCAGUGUUCUUCAAGAUAAUUAUAUGUCUAUAUGUUUGUGUAAGGAAAUGUGUAAUAUGAAAUACAUUUCCUAUUUUAAAGCACAGUACAGUAUAAGCUUAUAAGCUUUGUAGUAUGUACUACUGUAUUUAUUUAAUGUAUAUUCAAGAAGUGAAUUAUUUAUCAUUGUGUGAUCUUUGAGGAGACACUAAAAGAAAUGAAACAAAGACAUACACUCAAACAUUUUAUAUUUAAUAUAUAGAUUAUAAUAUAAAAGUGGAAAUAUCUGUGGAUGCAGUAAGAUAAAAUAAUAGUUGUAUAGCAAUGCCAUAUAUUUGAUUUAUUGUUGAAUAACAUGAUAUCAUAAUAUCUUUCAAAUUAAAAAGCAAGUUCUGCUUUAGAGGAAAAAUAUUAGAAUAUCUACAAUAAAGUUUAAAUUUUCUGAUAGUAUUCUAUUUUUUUACUCGGAUGAAAAAUAUAUUUAGAAAUUCAUUUUAGCAUGUAUAAAAACUUAAUACACACUUGAAAGACCAUAAAUAAAAACAUUGAAAAAUGUUUUUUAUUCACAGUUCACACAUCUUGUACUUCUUUAUGUAAUAAAUGAAAGAAUAAAUGCUAAAUUUGAAUAACUUUUCUAUGUUUGUUUCAAUUUUCUUUUCAAGUAUAGGAGUAACUGCAAUGUUGCUUAGUAUAAUACAAUACAGUG